UCUAGUCCUGUGAGUGCGGGUGCGUUGAGGAAUUGUGGCUGAUCUGCCUGUCUCAGUCUCUCUGUGUCGGUCUGUAUGAUUCGCCUCUUAUCUGGCGGUGGUGGUAUUGGCGGCGGCGGCGUCUGUGGCGUGCGACUUGUUCAACCGUGGCAAUCCCUCUCGUCCUUCGUCCUGUACCCUGUCGUCCAAAAAGGCUCCUGGGUUCCGCUGAUCGGCCAACUCCGUUCUCACGGCUCUCACCUCCGUCCCCAUCCCCAUCCUCUUGUUUGGAGUCAUCCAACCCAUUUUCGGCCUCGAUUGGUGACGCAAAAAGCCUGUCUUUCCGCGACAAUGAGCUCCAUGAAGUAUCCCAGUCCUAGACGCGAUGCAUCCGUGGUAGAGGAGCACUUUGGGAUCAAAGUGGCUGAUCCCUAUCGGUGGAUGGAAGAUCCCGAUUCGCAAGAGACCAAGGACUUUGUGGACCAACAAAACGCCGUAAGUCAACCUUUCAUCGAGUCCUGCUCAGAGCGAGAAGAAAUCAAGCGCGAGUUGACCAAACUAUGGAAUUAUCCCAAGUAUGGAGUGCCUCACCGUCAUGGCAAGAAAUACUACUUCUCUAAGAACAACGGAAUUCAAAAUCAAAGCGUGAUGUACACACAGGAUUCGCUUUCAGGUCAAAACUACCCCGAAGUGCUGACCAAGAUCAAAUUUUCCCCCUUAACGUGGACCCAUGACAGCAAGGGAAUAUUCUAUGGAUACUAUCCUGAUCAUGUCACCGGUGCCGAUGGACGUGAUACUGCCUCUCAUGACAACCAAAAGCUAUAUUACCACCGGAUCGGAACGCCUCAAUCGGAAGAUGUUCUGUGUGUCGAUUUUCCGGAGCAUCCUAAAUGGCGAGUAGAGGGCGAAGUGAGCGAUUGCGGACGAUAUUUACUUGUCUGUCCUGGAGUGGAUUGCCAAGAUAAUUUGGUCUUUUUUGCCGACCUCGAAGCUCUUCCCAAUGGAAUCACUGGAAAAAUCAGCUUGACUCAAAUCAUAUUCAAAUUCGAGGCUGAUUACCAAUAUGUCACGAACACUGGGUCCAAAUUUGUGUUCAGAAGUAACAAGAACGCCCCUCGGUACCAGUUGAUCUGCAUUGAUUUGGAGCACCCGGAAGAGAAGAAUUGGUCAAUUUUAAUCCCGGAACACGAAUCAAAUAUUCUAGAAUGGGCUACCUGUGUCGACCAAGACAAGCUGGUCGUGUGCUAUAUGGAGGAUGUCAAAAGUAUCCUGAAAACCCAUGAUUUGAAUUCAGGCGCAGUUCUGCAUGAAUUUCCCUUAGGAGUGGGAUCGAUUGUGGGCGUUUCUGGGGAGAAAAAGCAUUCAGAGUUGUUUUACAAGUUCUCUUCCAUGAUCACGCCAGGAAUAAUUUAUUUUGUGGAUAUGUCGACAAAAAAUCCAGUUCCAAAGGUUUUCAUCAAAACUGAAAUUGAGGGUUUGGAUGAGAGUAAAUGCGAAGUGAAGCAAGUGUUCUACCCGAGCAAGGACGGCACCAAAAUCCCGAUGUUUAUCGCGCAUAGAAAAGACGAAAAACUUGACGGCAAUUCUCCAUGUCUUCUAUAUGGAUAUGGAGGAUUCAACGUAUCUUUAACGCCAAGCUUCUCAAUCAGUCAGCUGUUUUUUAUUCAGCACUUUGGUGUCUUGGCAAUUCCCAAUAUCCGUGGUGGGGGUGAAUACGGCAGAACGUGGCACGAUGGUGGACGGUUACUGAAUAAGCAAAACGUAUUCGACGAUUUCGUGGCUGCGGCUGAGUUUCUUGUCCAAAAUAAGUACACAAGAAAGGAAAAGCUAACUAUCAAAGGUGGAUCCAAUGGAGGCCUUCUCGUGGGAGCGUGUCUUAACCAGCGUCCUGAUCUUUUCGGGGCUGGAGUAGCAGCCGUUGGAGUCAUGGAUAUGAUCAGAUUUCAUAAGUUCACCAUUGGACACGCGUGGUGUUCGGACUUUGGAAACCCUGAGACUGAAGAACAUUUCAAAUACUUGCUGACGUAUUCGCCCCUUCACAAUAUUCGAGUACCCGAGGGCGAUGUUCAAUACCCUUGUGUGCUACUCACGACGGCAGAUCAUGAUGAUCGGGUUGUUCCGUCACAUUCGUUGAAGUUCAUCGCUGAAUUACAACAAACGUUGCGAGAAGUACAGAAACAGACUAACCCAUUGCUAAUUCGUGUGGAAACCAAAGCUGGUCAUGGUGGUGGCAAGCCCACGAGCAAAUCAAUCGAGGAAAUCACAGAUGUUCUCUGCUUCUUGGUCAAAACCUUGGGGUACGAAUUCAAGUGACAUAUUGAUGAGAACCUAGAAUCGUUGGAAUUUAUCCAACUCGAUGCUGACGCGCCACAACGACCCCGGAAAAAUAUCACCACUUCUAUUGCUAAAACAACUUCAAUAUCAUCAAGACUUUGUGCCAUGAUGUAACUUCCUGGAGCUGAUUCUAGUAAUUAAUCCUCUUACCUUGUAGACAUUUUGACAACUUCUUUUACUAACUAUAGUGACAACCAAUCAAUAAAAGUGAAUCACAUCCUCUC
Tigriopus californicus is the source of this 2537-nucleotide messenger RNA. RefSeq names its product prolyl endopeptidase-like. The record is from RefSeq and is a predicted model, not a curated record. Gene Ontology annotation, molecular function: serine-type endopeptidase activity; oligopeptidase activity. Gene Ontology annotation, biological process: proteolysis. The coding region runs from base 76 to 2292 and encodes 738 amino acids. The transcript has 12 exons. Gene Ontology annotation, cellular component: cytosol. Lineage: Eukaryota; Metazoa; Arthropoda; Copepoda; Harpacticoida; Harpacticidae.